ACUUCCGCAGUAUAAAAUCAUUCUCAAAAACAUGUUACAGUUCGGAACCUUUGAAUCCAAUAUAUUACUUUUUCUAAAUAUCUUGACUGAUCUUGACCAGUGCAAGCGCUGCAGUACAUACAUUGUAGUCUGCGCUAGUCUCUGCGCUACGCUUUGGCUAAAUUGAAAGGAACUUGUUGUUGCUAUUGUUAUGAGACAUGUCCUGUCAAAUUAAAGGGAUCGCAAAUUUAAUUGAUCCAUCUAACGUCAAGGAUCGUUUACUUGGCAAUGAUGUUGUCAAAUUUGAUCAUGUUCCUGGACACGAAUUACCCCUUCAAGAUAUCUUGAUCUCCUUGUCAUCAGCUGGAGAUGUAUUGGUAAUGGCAUGGAAUAAAAACAUUGUCAUUUUAUCAUCAAAAUGGGAUUCUCAAGAGACAGGAGAAAUUAAAAAUAAAUUUUAUGUAACAUGGAAUGGAGAAAUUGCAAAGGAACAAAGUGAAUGGAUAACUUCAGUGGCAUGUCUGCCUCUAAUAUCGCUGGGUAAAGCAAGUGCUGGUAGUGGUCCAGAUUGGACAUGUAUUGCUGUAGGAUUUUCGACAGGUUUUAUUCGAUUUUAUGCAGAAACAGGACCACUACUAGUAGAAGAGCAGCUUCACAGUGAAGCAGUAUUAGGAAUAAAAUGCCAGUCAUAUUCUGCACCGAGACAUGCUGGGGACACUAGUUUAUCAGAAGAAGUUUACGUAUCAUACAGUAGUGCUGUAUGCAUACUGCAGGGGUUUCCAUUAUUUUCUACUCUCAGAGCUUGUAGAAACCAUCUAGCUCGAGUACAGGCGAAUUGUAACGAUAAGCCCCCAGCGGCAAAUCUGACGUAUAAGAAAUGGGGUUUCAAAAAUCAGGAUAUUAUAAACGAUUGCGAAGUUAUUGGUACAACGUUUGUUAAUACUUUCGAUCACCUAAUGACCGCGUCGAUUUGCGGUGGAUAUAAUGCCACGUAUCGCUCUAGUGCUCCACAGCAUAGUUUGAUCAUGGCAACAGGCAAAAGACCAUUUAUUGGAUUUCAUUAUGCAUUGGAGGGAGGAACUGCACCUGUUUUAUCCGAUGUUGCCAUUGCAAUGGCUAGCAAAUUAGCCAGUGCUAUAGGAACUGCGGUUCCAUGGUUUCGUGGAAGUUCAAAGGUCCCUAAUUCUCCUGAAAAAGUAAAGGGACCGGUACAAGAACCAGCCGAAGCUAUGAUUUGUAGAUUCGGUCUGAGCGACAUUAUGAGAGAGGGUGACUGCAUAAUUAUCAGUCCAAAUAAGAUGCUCUCGGUUGUCACUGAUGCUAUGGGUAGGGUCACUUUGAUAGACAAUAGACGAGGCAUUGCUUUAAGAAUGUGGAAAGGCUAUCGGGAUGCCCAAUGUGGAUGGAUUGAAGUUAGUGAAGAGAAAAAUCGCGUAUCGCACAAAGGCCAUGGGAAAAGUAAUUUUAAGACGUCCCAUGGUCAUCCCUUGCGCACCGCACUUUUCUUAGUAAUAUAUGCACCUAAGAAAGGAAUCAUAGAUAUCUGGGGUGCACAGCAGGGUACUAAGAUCACAACAUUUUCUGCGAGUAAACAUGGACGAUUACUUUAUACAAGUUAUGGGCUGUUAGGCUUAAACGACAUGGUUAUUAAUCAUACCAAUCAUGCUCAGUAUCCCUGCGUAUUCAUGGAUCCUCUUGGAGGAUUAAAGGAGAUUACAGUGCCUUUUCAUUUUGCACUUAGUAGUAAAAAUGGUAAAAGAGCUCGAGACCUUCAUCUAUUAAAGAAAUUGAAAGCCUUUAUGCGUGAGGAAGAGUUCGAUGAGGAAAGGUUGAUAAACGAGGUGGCCAAUAUAUGCCUCGAUUUAAAAACUAAUGAAGUCAGACUACAGGUCAUUGAAAUGUUAAUGACCAACAAGCAUAUUGUGCCAGACGCUUUGCUUGCGGCGCUAAACUGUUUUGUUGAUAAGUUUGUGCAAUACGAAGGGGAUGAACUAGAACCAGCUGCAAAAUCUCUUUAUCAAAUGUCCACGCAAUUACAGAGAGCAACGGAAUUCUAUAAAUUUGUGCGUUCACAAUUUGAUUGUCCUCCGGAAUAUGAUACUAUUGUAUCUGAUAAAAUUCCUACUGCAAAAGAAUUAUCAUCAAUGCUAUUAACAUCCGAAAGGGAGGUGCAUAGAAUCCUAAAGCUUUCAAAGACCUUAACUGAUUUCGAAAAUGCAAACCCUAGAUCUCAAGGAAGAGUAACUUUUAAAGAAGAUGGCAGAACUUUUCUAGAUUUUCUAUCAUGUUUCGAAUUUGGUAGUUCUGGUCCUGUCAUGUUACAUAAAGAUUUGACUUAUGAGAAAAAAUGUCAAAUCUCUGAAUUAAUAUACCAAGGAUGGAUGUAUUCAAAUGAUUCAGUUACAACCUGGCGUGAAGCUGCAGCGCAAAGUAAUAUUCAACCAUUAACAAUGAUGCAACUUGCUCUGAUAUAUUGGUUAAAAAAAAAACCAGGAACAACCCUACAAAUGGAAUUGAAACGGUUCACUCAACUUUUACAUGCAGUAUGCUUCUUGGGUGAUGUGGAAGAAAUAUGUGCAGAAUACAACGAAAUUUCCUCAUGGUGGAGGGAUGCUAGGAAUACAUUGACAUAUUCUACAAAACCUUUUCAAGCAUUGACAGCUGCUAUAGCGUGUAGAGCCGUUGCUAUGACCAUUGAAAAGAAUCGUGAUAAGCUACAUUAUAAUAAAGUUAAGGAUGAUAAUGGGAAUGAAGAUGAGGAUGUAAAGAAUGGCAAUGAGGUACAGAAAAUGGAACAAAAUCAAGAUAAGAAAGCCAAUUCGACACCAGAGGAAGAAACGUAUAGCUCAACUAGUGAAUGGGAGAAUGUUAGCAAAGAUACUUGUCAAUUUACGCUGCUCAUUGGUAAUUUAGAAGAUAUUGCAAUACUGAAUGCCGUCGUAAGCCAUCCGCCUCCAUCGGAUAACACAACUGUGUUUUUUUCGAUACCUUUUGAAAAAAUUGAUAUUUCAUUAGGAACUGUACUCUCUAAAGGAAAAGGAUCUGUUUCUGAAAUCGUUGCCAAAUGGCUAGCAUCAGCUGGUCUCGAUCCAGCGCGUUUAAUAGACACUACGGAUGUUGAAUUUGAUCAUAUGGAAUUGUCCAUCGAUUCCCUUAAAAUGGCUGGUUCCUUGGACGAGGCUGCAGCGUCUGAACUUUCUCAACAGGAUCAAAUGAAACUGUUGUCUGUAUCCGUAGAAAUUGGUAGCGAAGCUAAAGCCGAUACCACUGCACAGGCCUUUAUAUUAGAAAAAAUUUCAUUGUUGAAACGCCACUUUCCGUAUAGCUUAACUAGUAGCGUUUUGCUUGCGAAUCUUUGCUGGGAAUUUGUAAUGGCGUGGAACAAAGAUGUCACGGAAUUAGAAGCGUUAGAUGCGACGCUAGCAGUGUUACGUCAAAUUCCUAUGAAGCAUAUGCGACAAGGCGUGUGUUGCCUUCUCUGGACUCUACAUAUGAAAAAAAGAAUGGAAGCAGCUGCUAAGCUUAUGAAUAAACUUGGUAAACUACCAAAGGAAAGGUUGUGCAUGCAGGAUAUUGGUCUUUCUGACAUACAAUUGACAAUAUUAUUACAACAUUGUGGAACUUUUUUGGAUAUAUUCUUGGAUACAGAAGUAUUAGAGGCUGAGAAAAGUUCGAUUGUGAAGACUGAAGAAUUAUGGGAAGGACAUCCGGCUGGUCCUCAGCCUUUUGCUGCACUAGCUGUUUCGCAGACACCAGCCUGUUACGAGUUGGUAAUGCUGCAUCUGCAACUGGCCAAUGUGCUGCAUAUGAUAGCACACUUUAAUCUUAAAAUUAACAGGCCACUAAACAAUUUGUUUGAAUCAGUGGCACAUCCGUACUUUUUCCAAGAUAUAACCGAUAAAGCAAUGCUUACAUGGUAUCGAGAUGAUAAGAGGGAUAGUGCAAGAACAGAAUUUUUAUGUCGCGUUAUCACUGCCUCUAUGGAUUCAAUUCACCAAGAAACUACCCAAGGAAAUAAUUUAAGUUCCACUCAAGCGAUUCUAUGGAUGAGCAAAUGUCAGACACUGGCAUCCAUUUGGAAAAUCAAUAAUGAUGAAUUACGGAUUCAUCAAGUGUGCCAAUUAUAUAUUAACGGGUUCGACCGAUUGGCAGAAGAAGUUGUGACAGCUGUAAAUGAUACAGAAACGUUGGCCAGUAAUUUAUUACCUAUUGCUGGAAAACGAAUGAUGGCUUAUCUGUCCAAAACACCUGAUCUUCUUGAAGAGGUUUCAAGAAUAAUUCCAGCACUUACUAAAUAUCUAGAGAGCCUUAAUAUACCAGGAGAGGUCUUUACUAAUUGUUCAAAUGACGAUACUGUUGAAUUAGUUCGUAGAGUAUCGAGACAUUUGCCAGAAAAUCAUUGUGAUUACCAUCUUGCUCAGCUUAUGCUUGAUGCUACGUUCAUCUACGAAGGAAAAACGUGACGGCCCAUUCUCGAAAGUCCUGAACUGUGAUUUAAAAAUGUCCCCUUCUGUUGACGGUAUUUAGAAUACCAUAUCACCUCUUAGUCUUGCAAUGAGGUAAGAUUCUACGAUCUGAUAUAAAUCCUACUGACACUGAUAUUUAAGUGCUAGAAGUGGUAUUUUACCAUUAUUAGCCAAGUAUUGAAAACAUUUGUACAAUAAACUAUUGUGCUAGAUUAGAUAUGGAGUGACCUUAUAAAGGAAAAAAUCAAUCCUCCUAAUCGAGCAAUUACCCAUUCGCAUUCAUGUUGAUUUCCUUGAGAUUGAAAAAUUCAUAGUGUAUAAAACAUCUGUUAAGUGAAACAGAGAGUCGCACUGUGUUCAUAUUUUGAUUUUCUGCGGCAUUUAUAUUUAUCAAUUUUGAUGUAUAAUAUUUAGAGCGAUAAUGGUUUAAUAUCUAAGUUGUUAUCGACUCCAAUCACAAUCUAAAGCAGAUUGUGUAGAUUAAUUAUAGCACCAAUAUAGAAUAAAAGUUCUUUCUCAUUGUACAAAUAAAUAUUUUAAUGAUAGCUUAGGAGAAAUACACAGUUCUUUAAAGACUA
This is a messenger RNA of Cephus cinctus (wheat stem sawfly), 5023 nucleotides long. RefSeq names its product rab3 GTPase-activating protein non-catalytic subunit (gene Rab3-GAP). The transcript has 19 exons. Gene Ontology annotation, biological process: regulation of GTPase activity. The record is from RefSeq and is a predicted model, not a curated record. Lineage: Eukaryota; Metazoa; Arthropoda; Insecta; Hymenoptera; Cephidae. Bases 198 to 4442 code for a protein of 1414 amino acids.